Messenger RNA from Zygosaccharomyces rouxii, 882 nucleotides. It is a transcript of the gene CTF19, whose product is annotated as Ctf19p. Lineage: Eukaryota; Fungi; Ascomycota; Saccharomycetes; Saccharomycetales; Saccharomycetaceae. The coding region runs from base 1 to 882 and encodes 293 amino acids. The transcript has a single exon. The record is from RefSeq and is a predicted model, not a curated record.
AUGGAUUUUACGUCUGAUUCUAGAGUUGGUAGCCAGUCCGGUGUUGUUCAGGAGGAUGCUGCAAGUAGCAGCAGCAGUAGCGAGUUGAAUCCUGAACAUGAACGACUGCUACGACUGCAGGACGUUAAAGAUUCACUAUUAGCUAAGCGUAAUGCCCUGGUUAAGGAAAUGGAAACGCUUCAAUCCAAGGAACCUCCCGUUGAAUUCAAGAGGACGGCUUUAUUGGAUCUAGCAGAACUGGUACCGACUUCUGGUAAGGAAAUCAAGAGUUCAGUAGGUUUUCAAGAUGGGUCUACUGCUGUACCAGACGAAUUAAGAUAUAAGCAUGACUGCCUACCGCUUCUCAAUAUGGACCUAAGACUUUCAUAUUUGCGAGACACGUACCCGUAUGCUUCAUUGAUGCUAAUAGAUUCGUCUAAUCUGCACGUCGAAUUCACCAGAAGACCAAAUGAUUAUUUUCAAUUAGAUUUACAACUGCCUCAGGGACCUGCACUGCUUUCCACGAACGUUCGCUGGCCAUUGAGAAAGUUAGAAAACUGUUCUAACCCAACUGCAAUAUUACAAGGCUGCUAUGAAUUCGAUAGACUACGAUGCAGAAGAGAUGAAAUUUUCCAACAAAUUUGGUCAUCUUUACAAUCUAAAGGCGUCUUCCAUCGCAUAAGCGGAUCGCUCUUAUCGCUGUCGAGAAACGAUCUGCUUUUACAACUGAGACUUGAAAUCGAAAUCAAAGAUUUAUUUCCUCAGACGCAUUUGAACGUUCGUUUGUUCAAAAAUGAAAUACCGUUGUCGUCUCCAGAUGUACAGGACAUCUUACAGGGUCUUAUGCAAGAGUACGGUGUCAUGAGGGGUGUAUUAGAAUUAUGUAAAUCCUGCUUUAUUUAG